AAUCUCUGGAAAAUAUUUUCAAAAGGGAAAUAUUUUAAUGAUUCACCGUCAUCAUGGCGUUGUUUGGCGGAAAACAUCACGUUUAACCCAAAGUCAUUGACAUUUAACCUUCUUUCUAGACCAAUCAUGGAUUCUGCAAUGCAAGUUGUGUUACAGCAGUGCGGGAAAUACAUACAGUUGUAUUCAACCUGUGUAGAGAAUUAUCCGGAAACUUGGCACAUUGACUGUGAACUGUCUCGAAUGAAGCUGGCUAAGUGUGCUGAAUCAAAUCCAGUUGUUACGAGAGUGAAAGAGCAAUGCACGGAAAAAUACGAGGCGUACGAAAAAUGUCUAGUUUCGAAUCCAAUCCAGGUCCAGAAGUGUUCUGUGCAGCUGGAGAAAUUUAACGAAUGUGCCAAUAAAGUUGCAUCUGAAGUUCAAGAAACCAGUUCUUCCUGACACAGAUCUCAAAUGUAGACCGUCUUAACUAAAUGUAAUUAUUUGUGUAGGUUUGUAUGGCUGUGUGUGUUGAUACAAUGUGGCCAGAUAAAAUAUGAAUUUGUGUGUGUGUGUGUGUGUGUGUGAUUUUCUAACAAGUUGAUUCUAUGUUUAGGGAUUAUUCUCAGUAUGUACGAUAGGAUUAAAUAAUAAAAGCCAUUGAUUUCUUAAAUUC
Octopus bimaculoides (California two-spot octopus) is the source of this 652-nucleotide messenger RNA. Its product is annotated as coiled-coil-helix-coiled-coil-helix domain-containing protein 5. Gene Ontology annotation, cellular component: mitochondrial intermembrane space. Gene Ontology annotation, biological process: cellular respiration. The record is from RefSeq and is a predicted model, not a curated record. NCBI's taxonomy places the organism in Eukaryota, Metazoa, Mollusca, Cephalopoda, Octopoda, Octopodidae.